UUUGCGAACAGCUGAUCACCCCAUUUGGACAUAUUUUAGACUGCUGGAUAGGCCGCAACUGGCUCAUUUAUUAUUUUUAUUAUAUAAAAAAUGAACAACUUAACCCGUUUGUUGGCUAAUUGUACAUUAAAUGCUUCCCGGCAUCAGCUAAUAAACAAAAGCGGCAUUGUUGCCGCUGGUAUUCAAGUUCGUGGCAAGUGUAAGGUGGUAGAAAAACCGAAACCAGGUGCUGGUCAGCAGUUUCGGCGUGUAGUGCACUACCCUGAAGAAUACACCAUAGAACCAUUGAAAAUCACUCAUUUAGCAGGGCGCGAUCCAGUGAGCGGACGCUUGGUGGCCAAAGGCAUAGGUGGUGGAAUAAAACAGAAAUUCCAUUGGGUAAAAUGGGUACGGGAUGGGCCAUUGGAAGGACCGCCACAAGAAGAACGUGUGAUAGAAAUAAUCGAUGAUGGUUGUCGCACUGCAAAAGUGGCACUUGUUGGCGUAGGAAAUGAACUCAAAUACAUAUUAGCAACAGAAAAUAUGAAAGUGGGUGACAUCAUAAAAACGUCUCGAUUUAUACCGCGUAUACCUGUACGUCCAAAUGAAGGUGAUGCCUACCCCCUUGGAGCUUUACCAGUUGGUACACGCAUACAUAACCUAGAGAAAAAUCCCGGCCAUCCAUUUCACUUGAUACACGCCGCAGGUACUUUUGGAACAAUUUUAAGAAAAUUCGAUGACAAAGUCGUGGUUCAGUUACCAUCAAAACGUGAAUUUGCCUAUGAUCGUACAUGUAUGGCAACAGUUGGCCGCCUAUCAAAUGUUGAGCACAAUAAGGAGCAUAUUGGAAGCGCACAACGAAUGCGUCAACUCGGCAAUCGCCCACGUUCCGGUUUGUGGAAACGGAAAGAGGGCAAACAUGGCCGAAAAAUACGCAAAUUACCGGCAAUGUCUCUCACAUCACCGCCGCCCCAAAAGAAAGACGAAGUUAUUAACUUAACUUUGAAUUUGUAGAUGCAUUGAAUAAUAGAGCAUUUUUUAGUUCUGUGGUUAUUAAAGUUUAAUGAACAAAUUUA
Bactrocera dorsalis (oriental fruit fly) is the source of this 1055-nucleotide messenger RNA. It is a transcript of the gene mRpL2, whose product is annotated as 39S ribosomal protein L2, mitochondrial. The transcript is spliced from 3 exons. Gene Ontology annotation, cellular component: ribosome. The record is from RefSeq and is a predicted model, not a curated record. Bases 91 to 993 code for a protein of 300 amino acids. Gene Ontology annotation, molecular function: structural constituent of ribosome; RNA binding. NCBI's taxonomy places the organism in Eukaryota, Metazoa, Arthropoda, Insecta, Diptera, Tephritidae. Gene Ontology annotation, biological process: cytoplasmic translation.